AGGAGCCCAAGUUUCCAUCCGAAGGAGACGGGCAAUCGCGAGGUAGCUGAUGUCAGUGGUCGACUUUCCCUCGCAGGAAAUUCCGUUGAUCCUCAUGGCGCGACAAGAGGAUGCCACCGCCCCAAAAGAAGAAGAGGAAAUCGAGUUCGUAGACAUUCUGAACGUAGUGCAAAACCUGUUCGUGUCACGGAUCCAAACGAGCGCAUACAACCGCUUCAGGUCGUAUUUAGAUCAACCACGAAGAGUUUUCGUCGCUCGAUGUUCACGAUGCAGCAAGCAUCGACUCCUACCGAACAUGAUCGAUCCUGGCGGCCUUCACUUCGCGCGAACCUGUCUGACUAUGAAGAGGCAGUGUUCGGAGCCGAACGAGCAUCCAGGGCCGGCUACGGAGCCGCAAUACCUACCCGGGAGCUUUGUGAUUGUCCUGAAUCCACUCAGCUUAGAGUUCGAGCCCGCGAUUGUCGAGUUCUCCCAUGAUGCGUCUGGCGACUACGUGAUGAUAUCGCACGAUGAAAAGGGCGUACCCGUGAGAAUCGCGUACUUUGUGACCUUCUUAACGCACCGCGACCGCGGACCCACGGGUGGCUGGUUCCCCACGGAAAGCAUGAAACCCUUGAAAUAUCCGAUUCCGACGAAAAUAACGAGCAAGACUGUUCUCGAGGCCUUCAGGGAAUGCCGUCCGUACGAGUGCUAUUCUCUGCGAGAUCGAUUGUUUCACUACUCAGUGAUGUUACCCAUGUUGAGAGUCAAGAGAGAUCCGUUGGCGGAUGACUUGAGCGAUGAUGAACUGAUUGAGGCGGAUGACUUGAGUGAUGAUGAUCUGAUUGCGACAGAGGGAGUGGAAUCCUGAUUCCUAAAUCGAUUAUAGAAUGUAUUUUUCUAGAUGAAUGAAAAAAUGACCUCUUGAACU
Messenger RNA from Galendromus occidentalis (western predatory mite), 910 nucleotides. RefSeq lists its product as uncharacterized. Bases 50 to 850 code for a protein of 266 amino acids. The transcript is spliced from 4 exons. NCBI's taxonomy places the organism in Eukaryota, Metazoa, Arthropoda, Arachnida, Mesostigmata, Phytoseiidae. The record is from RefSeq and is a predicted model, not a curated record.